ACGUUGCCCUCACUUCCACGUGACCAUUCUCAUCUAACGCCUCAUACCAAAUUCAAACACGGUUCAAACGACGCCGUCUCAUACACAACCAUAAAACGCCGUCGUUUCACUACUUAAAGUAACUAAAAACCCUUCAUCAUUAAUUAAAACAAAAAACCCACUCAACAAAUUUUAGCUACAAUUCGUUCACCUCUUUUUAGAGUCCUUCUUAAAGGUUCUCUUCCCUUAAAUUAUUUCCUUCAUUCUUUUUUUCCUUUCUUUCUCUUUUGUGUUUUUUAUUUCAAUUUCAAUUUUUUUGAACAAAAAAACAAAACAAAGCACCAUCAAAUUCAAAACAACUGCGUAACGUAACUAACAUCAAUCAAAAAAACAAAACAAAAACAUCAUCGUUGUGAACAUUAUUAUUUUCUCCGAAUUCACAACACAAAGAAGAAACAAAAAAAAUGGAAACUAUGUGUUUAAAAACUGGGAUAGUUCCUUCGAUCUCCAUUGGUGGAUCAUUAGAAACACGCGCCACCCCAACUACGGUAAGUGCGGUGGCUCGUUCUACCGGAGAUAAACAACCGUCCUCACAAAAGUCUUUAUUUUCUAGAUUCUCUUUUAGAUACCCAUUGGAAUCUCUAUGGUCACGAGGUGGUUCUGGGAAUAGAACGUUCAGUGGUUUGUCUCUUGACGACGCCGUUUUGGCUGAUAACAACGGAGAAAUGAAAUCUGUUGAUGGUGAUGAUCGGCAGAGAGAGAAUUGGGUUUUGAAGAUUUUGCAUGUUAAGUCUGUGUGGAAAGGUGAACGAGGGAAUCAAAGAGAUGAAGAAGAAACUAGCAACGAUCAAAACAAUGAUGAUGAUGAUGAAGUUUGUGAUACUUGUAUUGUUGAUGAUGACGAAAAAGAAGAUGAAUUUGAAAUUGAUAGAGAUUCGUUUUCAAAAAUGUUGAGGAGGGUCUCUUUAGGUGAAGCUAGAUUGUAUGCACAAAUGUCACACUUGGGAAGUUUGGCUUAUUCUAUACCCAAUAUCAAGCCAGGGAAACUGUUAAAACAUUACGGUCUGCGUUUUGUAACGUCCUCGCUAGAGAAAAAGGAACUAGCAGCAAAAUCUGAGAAAAAUUCUCAGGAAGUUGAAGUUAAAGAGAAAUCUGAGAAAGAUCAUCAGGAAGUUGAAGUUAAAGAGAAGCAAGUAGAAACAAAAGAGCCAAAUAACGGUGGAUAUAGGAUAAGUGCGGCGACUGCUUAUAAUAUUGCUGCCUCUGCUGCAUCUUAUCUGCACACUCAGACAAGGAGCAUACUUCCAUUCAAAUCUUCAAAUGCGGCAGCUGGUGAAGAAAACAAUGAAAGCCUUAACAUGAUGAACACAGAGGUGGCAUCUUUGAUGGCAACUACUGAUUCAGUGACAGCAGUGGUUGCAGCAAAGGAGGAAGUAAAGCAGGCUGUUGCAGAUGAUCUUAACUCAACUCGUUCAUCACCUUGCGAAUGGUUCAUCUGCGAUGAUAACCAGAGUGGUACAAGAUUUUUUGUUAUUCAGGGUUCGGAGUCAUUAGCAUCUUGGCAAGCAAACCUACUUUUUGAACCGGUUAAAUUCGAGGGUUUGGAUGUACUUGUUCACAGAGGUAUAUAUGAGGCUGCUAAAGGGAUAUAUCUACAGAUGUUGCCGGAAGUUCAAGCACACCUAAAAUCUCGAGGUUCUCGUGCAACUUUUCGCUUCACUGGACAUUCUCUUGGUGGAAGUUUGGCAUUACUUGUAAAUCUCAUGCUCUUCAUAAGAGAAGAUGUACCUAUCUCCUCUCUACUUCCUGUGAUAACAUUUGGUUCCCCCUCCAUCAUGUGUGGAGGUGACACUCUACUAGACAAGCUCGGUCUUCCGCGUAGUCAUGUUCAGGCAAUUAUGAUGCAUAGAGACAUAGUACCGCGAGCGUUUUCUUGCAAUUACCCUGACCAUGUUGCGAAAAUCUUGAAGGCUAUCAAUGCCAACUUCCGAAAUCACCCAUGUCUCAAUAACCAAAAGCUACUAUACACACCAAUGGGUGAACUAUUAAUUCUACAACCUGAUGAGAAAUUUUCACCAAGCCAUGAUCUUCUACCACAAGGAAGUGGUCUAUAUCUUUUGUGUUGUCCUUUGUCAGAACCUAAUGACAUAGACAAGAAGCUCCGAGCCGCACAGUUGAUGUUCUUGAACACACCUCAUCCACUCGAAAUAUUAAGCGACAGAUCCGCAUAUGGAUCUGGAGGAAACAUACAAAGAGAUCAUGACAUGAGCUCUUACUUAAAGACAGUAAGAAGCGUGAUUCGCCAAGAACUUAACCAAAUCCGAAAAUCAAUGCGCGAGAAAAGGCGCAAAGUAUGGUGGCCUCUUGUAUUACCAAGAAGAGUUGAUACUAACAUUGUUGUUGGCAAGUCUGUAAUAGCAGUCAAUAUCGGCCAACGCCAGUCGCCGUUCACCGGCAUGAUGAAGACAGGCAAAGAGUCUUUGAAAAGGUUUAGUAGACUAGUUGCAUCUCAACAUAUGCAUUUGUUUGUGUUACUUUUUUUUCCUGCUAGGAUGUUACUCUUGGGUGCUUAUAGCUUAAUUAGCGUUAGAUGAAUAUGAUAUAAAAUGAUUCAUUAUUGUUAAUUAUGAAAGAAGGGUAGGGAGUGGAAAGGUGUUUAAAACAAGGGCACAUGGUUAGUUGAAUGUUAGGUGAUUCUUUAUUCAUUUGUACCAAAAUUAAAAAUGUAUUGUGUUUUCUCAUGAAUGUUGUUUGUAGAGGAA
Molecule: messenger RNA, 2741 nt
Organism: Trifolium pratense (red clover)
Lineage: Eukaryota; Viridiplantae; Streptophyta; Magnoliopsida; Fabales; Fabaceae
Product: phospholipase A1 PLIP2, chloroplastic
Exons: 5
Coding region: 444-2573 (709 amino acids)
Biological process (GO): lipid metabolic process
Molecular function (GO): glycerophospholipid phospholipase A1 activity
Source: RefSeq, a predicted model, not a curated record